UCAUUACUGCUAAGGAAUUCAACAACACUACUCCUAAAAGUUGAUUUUAGGUUUAGAAAAGUAAAAUAUUUAUCAUUUGGCUUAAAAAAUGGAAGAAUCUGUUGAGGAAAGUGAUUAUUUGGUGGAAUCAAAUCGCUUGGCUACAUUUAAAAAUUGGCCUAAUCCAAAUAUUUCACCUCAAUCACUGGCCAAAGCAGGUUUCUACUAUUUAAAUCGUUCGGAUCAGGUAAAAUGUGCUUGGUGCAAGGGUAUAAUAGCAAUGUGGGAGGAACAAGACGAUGCAUUUGAGGAGCAUAAACGUUUCUUUCCCAACUGUCCACGCGUACAAUUAGGACCACUGAUAGAAAUGGCGAGCGAUGGACUGCGUGAUUUAGGCAUACAACAAAUAUCUACACCGAAAAAGCCAAAAUUUUCCUCAUUGGAUUCACGACUCCGAACAUAUGUCAAUUGGCCGAUACCUGAUAUACAAAAACCCGAUGCGCUAGCACAGGCUGGUCUCUACUAUCAAAAUGUCGAGGAUCAAGUGCGUUGUUUUCACUGUAAUAUAGGUUUGCGUUCGUGGCAACGCGAAGACGAUCCUUGGUUUGAGCAUGCAAAAUGGUUUCCACAGUGCCAAUUCGUGCGUCUCGUCAAAGGCGCAAACUACAUACAGCAAGUAAAAGACUUGAGCCGACAAUCAGGUCAUCAACCACACAACGAAAUGUCCAUUGAUGAAGCCAUGAUGAGCGCACCCGUACUGCAGGCGCUCGAAAUUGGUAUCGAUGGUGGUUCAAUACGAAAUGCUACACAACGCCAACUGGCGGCAUGUGGACGACCCUAUGAGACAGUAGAAGAUUUAAUAAAAGCGGUCUUCGGUGAUCCCGAAGACGCUGAACCAAUUGCAAAUAAUCAGUGUACUGAAGGCAUUAGUGCUAGUUUGGCGGGCGACGUUUCACGUUUAAUAAAUAUGCUAGACGAAGCUGGUGUGGGUAGUAAUUGUGUUGAAAAUCAGCAUAACGCUAGCAGCAGCAGCAGUAGUACGACAACAUUGAAUCAAAGUAACGUGCAAAAUCCAUUAUAUAAUAAUGUAUUGAAUGGACCAAGUUGUUCAGCGGCGGUAACCAAUGCUUUGCAGAUAAAGCAAACUAGUGAUAACACAGCAGCCGAAGUAGCUAAAACAGAUAAUGUUGAUGAAGAGAAAACAAACAAAGACGCAAACGCAGUAACGCUGAAUAGAACAUUAUCGCUGGAAGAAGAAAAUCGUAAACUAAAAGAUGCGCGUCUGUGCAAAGUGUGUCUGGAUGAAGAAGUCGGUGUCGUGUUUUUGCCAUGUGGGCACUUAGUUACAUGCGUGCAAUGCGCACCUGGCGUCGGUCAGUGUCCCAUGUGUCGUGCCGAUAUUAAAGGUUUUGUACGCACUUACCUAUCGUAAAUAGUAGCUGAUGAAUCUACACUAUUUAUUUCCAAACUCGAAAGGUGUUAUAUUUAAUUUAUUAUACGGUAGUUGCUAUUAAACUUGCUUUAGUACAUACAUACAUACAUACAUACACAUAUAUAUAAAUGUUAUGCUAGUUUGGAUUGGUAAAGUAAAUAUAAAUAAUGAUUUUACAAAUAUUUACACACUUAUAUCUAUAUAUAUACAUAUGUAGUUAAUGUUAAACACUAGUAGCUUUUUACUUAUCAUUGAAGGACGAAACUAAACAUUUUGUUUUGAAUGUUAAACCUAACUACCUUGCAAUAAAAUCAAAUUCUGUAUUUUAGCUGUUAUAUUUUUCGCGACUUUUAAAAAGUCAAAUGAUACCAGUUCUCAUGAAUAUCGAAUGUAAUUUAUCGAAAUAUUGUGUUUAUUUUGUUUUUCCUUAGUCUAUUAUUAUUAUUAUUGUAUGUGAAAAUAAAUAAAUGGUUAUGCAUUAAAUACAAUAUUUAAA
Messenger RNA from Zeugodacus cucurbitae (melon fly), 1907 nucleotides. It is a transcript of the gene Diap2, whose product is annotated as death-associated inhibitor of apoptosis 2. The coding region runs from base 89 to 1411 and encodes 440 amino acids. Gene Ontology annotation, biological process: positive regulation of protein ubiquitination; negative regulation of apoptotic process; regulation of cell cycle. The record is from RefSeq and is a predicted model, not a curated record. Gene Ontology annotation, cellular component: nucleus; cytoplasm. Gene Ontology annotation, molecular function: ubiquitin protein ligase activity; cysteine-type endopeptidase inhibitor activity involved in apoptotic process. The transcript is spliced from 4 exons. Lineage: Eukaryota; Metazoa; Arthropoda; Insecta; Diptera; Tephritidae.